AUGGCCGAAAUCACAAGAAACCAGAAGAAGAAGAUCGUCUCCGUCAUUGGAUCCCUCAACAUCGACUUCAUCACUCGAACGCUGAGAAUCCCCGAAGCCGGGGAGACGUUUGCUGCUCGGAGUUUCGAUACGGGGUUUGGAGGGAAAGGGGCGAACCAGGCUGUUGCAGGUAAAUGCAUUCUCUGAACACUUCUCUCGUCGUCGUUCGAUGAGAAAACGGAAAGACAAAGAUCAACUAAAUUGUGGAAUUGUGUAGCCGCUCGACUAGCGGGCGAGGAUGUCUCGGUUCGUAUGAUGGGACAGGUUGGCGAUGAUGGGUUUGGGAAUGACUAUUUUGAAGCGCUGGGACGGGAGGGGAUUGAGAGUUCUGGUGUAAGUGCAUAUUUUUUCUUUUUGGGUUCAGGAGGUGUGUUUGUGUGAAAGAAGCAAACUAAUCAUUUUGGGGUCCAGGUGAGGGAAUUGAAAGGCCAAAAGACUGGGGUUACGAAUAUAAUUGUGGAAGAGGCGAGUGGGGAGAACCGGAUUCUGUUUGUUGCGAAUGCGAAUGAUGCGUAUCCUGAAGAGUAUGGUCCGGAUUGGGAUCUUCUGGUGGCGGAGGAGGAAGGAGGAGGAGGGGAGGUUGUGGUUUUCCAGCUGGAGAUUCCGAUGGAGGUGGUGAGUAUGGAACUGUCCAUGUCUUGUCUGGAUGUCUGGAACUGAUAUGCUUGUGUUAGGUCCUUCACAAUAUGCGGAAAGCUAGAGAAGCUGGUAAACAUGUCAUUCUCAAUCCUGCGCCAGCAGCUCCUUUACCGGAAAGCGCUUUUGAGCAGAUCGACACGCUGGUCAUGAACGAGAGCGAAACCGCCAUCCUGGCCGGGCCACAACAUCAGCCGAAGGACCAAAGCAACGAGACUCUCAUCGCCCUGGCCAAGAAGUUCCUCUCAUGGGGCGUUCGAGACGCGGUCGUCAUUACUCUGGGCGAGAAGGGUCUAGUCUACGCUACAUCGUCCGGAUCCGAAGGCCAUCUCAAUGCGUACAAGGCGAAAGUGGUCGACACCACCGCGGCAGGAGACACUUUCGUAGGAGGCUACGCCGUCCAACGCGUGCGGAAUCUAGCAAGCGGCUUCGACUACACCCAAGCCCUGCAAUUCGCAACGCUCGCCGCGUCGAAAACGGUCGAGAAAGAGGGAGCAAUGGCUGCUAUCCCCUACCUUCGACAACUACAAGUCGGAGCCAUCACGGAUAAGCGCACCAUCGCAGCAGCGGAAUCCAAAAAGUAG
Messenger RNA from Lecanosticta acicola, 1259 nucleotides. Lineage: Eukaryota; Fungi; Ascomycota; Dothideomycetes; Mycosphaerellales; Mycosphaerellaceae. The record is from the annotation of a GenBank genome assembly.